Messenger RNA from Beauveria bassiana ARSEF 2860, 822 nucleotides. Its product is annotated as Acyl-CoA N-acyltransferase. The coding region runs from base 1 to 822 and encodes 273 amino acids. Gene Ontology annotation, cellular component: endoplasmic reticulum-Golgi intermediate compartment; endoplasmic reticulum; Golgi apparatus. Gene Ontology annotation, biological process: UDP-N-acetylglucosamine biosynthetic process. NCBI's taxonomy places the organism in Eukaryota, Fungi, Ascomycota, Sordariomycetes, Hypocreales, Cordycipitaceae. The record is from RefSeq and is a predicted model, not a curated record. The transcript has a single exon. Gene Ontology annotation, molecular function: glucosamine 6-phosphate N-acetyltransferase activity; monosaccharide binding.
AUGGGAACACCAUUCAUCUCGCUCCUCGAGCCUAGCAAGCUCGAGGGCUACAAGCCGGGUGCUCCGCGCGACGAGCAGCCCGUCGGCUUGCCCUCCACUUUUCUCGAUGCCAUGGAGGUGCGCGAGGACGUCUUCGUCAAGGAGCAGAGCGUCCCCGUUGAUAACGAAUUUGAUGUCAACGACUCACGCAGCUGCCAUUGGGUGGCUUAUGCCAGCGUCCACACUACCCAGAAGCAAGAGGUCCGCGACGAGACGGGCGCCGUCGUCCAGCCGCGCAAGAGCUCGACGCGCAGCACGCCCAUCGGCACCGUCCGCGUCGUGCCCUUUCCCCACGGCCCCCAUCCCGUCAGCGGCGGUCGUUACUGGAAGGACGUUCUCGAGGGCGAGGCCGCCCAGCCAUCUGCGGAGGUGGAUACGGUCGCCGCGCCCGUCUUUGCCGCGGAUCGCCCGACUACGUACCACGACGGCAGAGAGUCCUACGUCAAACUCGGCCGCCUUGCCGUCCAAAAGGACUUUCGCGGCAACCAGAUUGCGGGCCUGCUGGUCAGCACGGCCUUGCAGUGGCUCAAAGAGAACCCGUCGUAUUUUGACCCCAGCGUUACGGAGCUUGGUCUCGAGCAAAUGGGCGCUAGACGAGAAACAGAAAUCCCAUCCUGGAGCGGGCUGGUCUGCGUUCAUGCCCAGAAACAAGUCCAGCCUUUCUGGGAGCGCUGCGGGUUUCAGGUCGACGAAGGUAUGGGAACGUGGUGGGAAGAAGGCAUUCUCCACGUUGGCAUGUUCCAGCGGUUAACGAUUGGAGAGAAGAAGGUGCGGAUUUACUGA